Magallana angulata is the source of this 739-nucleotide messenger RNA. RefSeq lists its product as uncharacterized. The coding region runs from base 92 to 505 and encodes 137 amino acids. The record is from RefSeq and is a predicted model, not a curated record. The transcript has 4 exons. NCBI's taxonomy places the organism in Eukaryota, Metazoa, Mollusca, Bivalvia, Ostreida, Ostreidae.
GCAAACAUUUAUAAAUGUUUAUUAUUCAUAUUUUUUCAGAGUAGAUGGAACAUAUUGUUGUCAUGGGUAUAAGUGGGAUCAUUCACAUAAUAUGUGUAUACCCUGUGAAAAGGGAUUUCAUGGAUUAAAUUGUGACACCAUGUGUCAAUAUCCUACGUAUGGAAAGGACUGUCAGUCUAAGUGUAAAUGUGAUGUCACAAACUGCAAUCAUGUUAACGGUUGUAUACAGCCUACAAGAAAAUAUAUGGUUCAAUCUACAAUACACACAAACGACAAGACCGUUACAGCCAGCAGUCAUAGAGAUAUUUAUAAUGUUACGACAGACACUACUACGAAUUCAACUUACCCUGUUUAUGAAACAAAGAAAACAGAACCUAAAAAGAUCAACACUCUCAUAUUUGGUAUAAUAGGACUAAUGACACUUUCAUUUAUCAUAUACAUGAUGUAUCUUUACACACGAGUAUUAGAGAAACGCUUAGUCAAAUCAAUCUUUCAGUUUAGGUGAAAUAAUAAAAAAACAAAACUCAACCAUUUUAUAACCAUAAUCUCUUUUAAGGACAAUAUCUAAAAAAUAAAAGUUGCGUACAGGUGAAUGAAAUUCCAGAUUUAAAUUUUUUCGAUGAUGCUCCAAAUCAAAUUCGUCAAAUCAAAAAUGACGUCAUAAUGGUUCUAGCAUCAUCAAAAAGACACUCUGGAAUCAAAUGUUAGAUCUAGACCUAAAUUUCGAGCUGCAAGUCGU